Macadamia integrifolia is the source of this 459-nucleotide messenger RNA. RefSeq names its product proline-rich extensin-like protein EPR1. NCBI's taxonomy places the organism in Eukaryota, Viridiplantae, Streptophyta, Magnoliopsida, Proteales, Proteaceae. The transcript has a single exon. The record is from RefSeq and is a predicted model, not a curated record. Bases 1 to 459 code for a protein of 152 amino acids.
AUGUCUUUCCUAGUGUUGCUCCUCCUUGGAGUGGUGACUCUCACCACCCCCACUACCUUGGCCGAUUACCAUAAGCCUCCCUACUAUGCAAAGCCACCAACACCUUUGCACAAGCCUCCUCCAGUAGAGAAGCCACCCACUCCAGUUUAUAGUCCACCGGAGAAAGAGAAGCCACCACCAACUCCUGUGUACUCACCGCCCAAGGGGGAGAAACCACCACCACCAAAGUACAAGCCACCGACUCCUUUGUACUCACCACCCAAGGGAGAAAAACCACCACCAAGUCCUGUGUACACACCACCCAAGGGGGAGAAACCACCACCAACUCCUGUUUACACUCCGCCCAAGUUGGAGAAACCACCACCACCCAAGGGGGAGAAACCACCACCACCUAAGGCAGGUCCUCCAUAUGGUCACCCUCCAUACUACAAGCCUCCACCCUCUGGCCACCCCAACUAA